Messenger RNA from Mandrillus leucophaeus (drill), 633 nucleotides. Its product is annotated as cleft lip and palate transmembrane protein 1-like protein. Bases 1 to 633 code for a protein of 210 amino acids. The record is from RefSeq and is a predicted model, not a curated record. Lineage: Eukaryota; Metazoa; Chordata; Mammalia; Primates; Cercopithecidae. Gene Ontology annotation, cellular component: membrane; endomembrane system. The transcript has 6 exons.
AUGUCGAACAAGGUUUUCGAUUGUGAUUUUGACAGCCGUGGACUAAAACGGUUGCAGGCUCAGUGCCGGAAUUCCCGUACCGCCUUCCACCAGGCUCCCCGACACGGCCCCCACUUGGUGCUGAGCGUAUACACCACGACGAGGUCCCACCUGGGUACUGAGAACAACAUCGACCUGGUCUUGAAUGUGGAAGACUUUGAUGUGGAGUCCAAAUUUGAAAGGACAGUUAAUGUUUCUGUACCAAAGAAAACGAGAAACAAUGGGACGCUGUAUGCCUACAUCUUCCUCCAUCACGCUGGGGUCCUGCCGUGGCACGACGGGAAGCAGGUGCACCUGGUCAGCCCUCUGACCACCUACAUGGUCCCCAAGCCGGAAGAAAUCAACCUGCUCACUGGGGAGUCUGAUGCACAGCAGCAGCUCGAGGCGGAGAAGAAGCCGACGAGCGCCCUGGAUGAGCCAGUGUCCCACUGGAGACCGCGGCUGGCGCUGAAUGUGAUGGCAGACAACUUUGUUUUGUGGCUGCAGGUGACUCGCCCUUCCAAGUGUAGCGGCCACGUCCUGGGAUUGCUCCAUGUCCGUGCACAGAGGGCCCUGGGCUCUGCUCUACGGCCAUGUCCCUGUAGUUCCCCCUAG